CCCCUCGCCUCCCAAAACUCCCGAGCGCACGUUCUCGAAGCGAACUUUUCGAAACAAAAUAUUUCGCGUCCCGGGCCUCCCUCUUGGGCGAAUUCUGCUAUAUUAGUACAACAUAAUAAUAUACAAUAGGAAUAUGCGAUAUCCUUUCCCGGAGAAAGGCGAUCGCUCCCGUAUCCUGAGCUCCCUGCAAAAGACCUUCCAUCGCUCCUCCACCGUCCGCGCAUACGGCAAGAUUUUUCUGAUCUCGACGACGGUGACCGCGGUGUGCGUGGCUGCUAUCGACAUCGCCGGCGCUGCGAUCCGGAGGAAUUAUCGGAGAUAAGGAAGGGAACAAGGGAGGAUACAUGGUCGCGGCAGAGGGAUUGAGAAUUUGACUAGAGCUAAAGUCGCAAGGACCUGGGCAAAAAGGAAAGGAAGGAUUCAAGAUGGCGACGGGCUCGACGUACCGGCCUAUGGUGGCAUGGGUGUACGAUACCAUGCUGUGGUUGUUCUCGGUGCUGGUGGACCUGUUCUUUCGAGAGGUGCAUCCUCGAGGAUCAUGGAAGGUUCCGAAGAGGGGAGCGGUGAUUCUUGUUGCUGCUCCGCAUGCGAACCAGUUUGUCGAUUCCUUAAUCUUAAUGCGCGUUAUGCGGAGAGAGCUUCAAAGACGGGUUGCUUUUCUUAUCGCUGAGAAGUCCUUCCGGCGGAAAUUCAUUGGCUUGCUCGCCAGGGCUUCUGGUGCAGUUCCCGUGUCCAGAGCCAUGGACAACAUGAAGCCCGGCAAGGGUGUUAUAUAUCUUCCGGAUCCCGUGAACAACCCUACCUUGCUGAGAGGGAUUGAUACAAAUUUCGUAAGCCCCGAGUUUCAAGUUGGCGGCACGAUCACACUUCCGACGGUGAAUGGGCAAGCUGCUAGCACCGAUAUUGGCGAGAUACGCGGUCCCGAAGAGAUCAUUUUAAGAAAGCCGUUCAAAACCAAGGAUGCCCUCUAUCAGCUGACUGGAAGAACCGACAUCACUGCCGAUGGAGAUCUCACCAUGAAGUCUCUUAGUGGGCCCAACCCUGAUUUCAAGGGCACCAAGUUCAAGGUCGCGCCGCACAUUGAUCAAACCCAGGUCUAUAGAGCGGUUUUUGACACCUUAAACAAUGGUGGAUGCAUUGGAAUUUUUCCUGAGGGUGGCAGUCAUGACCGUCCGGAUCUGCUUCCUUUGAAAGCUGGUGUUGCGCUGAUGGCCCUCGGGGCUCUAGCUGAGAAUCCCGACUGUCCGGUAAAAAUUGUACCCUGUGGAAUGAAUUAUUUCCAUGCCCAUAAGUUCCGUUCUCGGGCGGUUAUAGAAUUCGGCAACCCCAUUGAAGUCCCUCCUGAACUUGUCAAAAUGUACAGGGAUGGGCACAGACGUGAAGCUGUGGGCUCAUUGCUGAAUACUAUCUAUCAAGGACUUGUCUCGGUGACAGUCACCAGUACAGACUAUGAGACUUUAAUGUUAAUUCAAGCCGCAAGACGACUUUAUAACUCGACAGGCAGAAAAUUGCCACUUCCGGUUGUUGUGGAACUGAACCGUCGGCUCGUUAAAGGGUAUGAACAUUACAAGAAUGACCCUAGAAUAAUAGGGGUGAAGAAGUCCGUGAUGGAAUACAACAAACAACUAUGGCUCCUUGGAGUCCGUGACCACCAAGUCGAGUACGCCAAAUUUUCGUUCAUAAAGGUGAUUACCACCUUGAUUUACCGCCUCGUCAAGUUGGCAGUCAUGGCUAUUGGGACAUUACCCGGUUUAAUCCUCUUUGCUCCAGUUUUUGUGGCCACGAAGACAAUUUCCAGAAAGAAAUCAAAAGAGGCUCUGGCAGCGUCCAGUGUCAAGAUCCAGGGCCGUGAUGUGAUGGCCACCUGGAAGCUUUUGGUUGCUUUGGCAUUCGCGCCAAUCCUAUACUUGUUUUACACUGUUGUCCUUACAUAUUGGACUUACUAUAACCGCGUGCAAGGAUACGUCCCAGGAUGGGUGCCGCUUUGGGUAGUGGUAUUAUUUGGCUUUGGAUUUUUCCCAUCCAUCACGUUCGCGGCGUUGCGCAUUGGUGAGGUAGGGAUGGAUAUCAUCAAAUCCCUGCGGCCCUUGGUGCUCUCGCUUAACCCGACGUCUGCAAAUACACUCCAUAAACUUCGGAUUCGACGCGCAGAGCUAUCUGAGCAAGUUACAACCCUAAUCAAUACCUUCGGGCCGGAACUAUAUCCCGAUUUCGACUCGACUCGAAUUGUUGCAGACCCGUUGAAGGAGGCAUUCUUCACCGACGAAAGCACGGCGAAAUCUAGACCUCAGUUAGACGGAGAAUCGAUGGAUCUCCGGCGAAUGCAGCACGGCGAGCCCGCCCAUCCUGGCGUCGAAGGCCAGCUCCCCCGCAACGAAUCCUUCCAUGAUCUUGCCAACUUUGGGUUUUUCUCCACACGGCCGCCCAGCCGUGAUAGCCAUAGCCGCAGCAGCUCCAGCGGUGGUCUGGUUGGAUCUGCGGGAUUCCCCGUAAAGUCGUUCACCACCCUGGACAGCAAAGAAAGCUUUGACGAGGUUACCAGACGCAUCCGUGGAGCGAUGCGGGAGCGCGGACGGCAGCGACGGAAGAGCGAGGAUAGUGGAUUUUCGGUGGAAAGUUCAGGGUCGCUGUCGCCGAUCCGGGUGGACUCUAGAAAGUAUAAGUGAAAGAGAUCAGGGUUAUAUAUAUAUAUAUAUAUAUAUAUCUAUGUGACGUGGGCAAGCCACGUCUUUUUGGUUUUUGAGAUGAUCAACAAUGCAGGCUCCUCGGCUGUGUUUUCUGCCUGCAUGUGUGGGUAAAUACCGUUUAGCGAAUUCCGGUUUCUUUACGCCCUGUUUGUCAAUGAGCUAUGUACGCUUGAUGUCCUUAAUCACUUUUGGCCCUUUUAAUUCUUGAGCAGGUGUUGGGUUGACAUUCUGGAUGGAGCUAUUGGUGAACGGAGAAAAGGCCUGCUUUCAUUUUUUUUUUAUUUAAUUGAGCAUGUAUGAAUACUUAUUUUUCCUCUUUCUUUCUUUUCUUUUCUUUUCUUUUUUCCCCUCUUGGAUCAUCGAGCUU
Messenger RNA from Coccidioides posadasii C735 delta SOWgp, 3054 nucleotides. The record is from RefSeq and is a predicted model, not a curated record. Lineage: Eukaryota; Fungi; Ascomycota; Eurotiomycetes; Onygenales; Onygenaceae.